AUGGAUACCCUACACGUGGCCAUCGUCUCCAGCCCAGGAAUGGGACACCUCAUCCCCGCCCUUGUCCUCGCCCAACGCCUCGCCGCCCACCACAACGUCCACGUCACCGUCCUCGUCAUCACCGUCGCCGCCACAUCAUCCCCACCGGAGACGAGCUCCUGCCUCCUCCACCUUCGCCACGACCUCAUCCAUGUACUCCACCUCCCCCCGCCCGACAUCUCACGCCUCGUCACCCCUUCCACCCCAGUCGUGGCCCAAAUCUGCCUCACCGUCCGCAAGUCCUUGCCCCUUAUCCGCUCCGCCGUCGCCGCCAUGGACCGCCGCCCGGACGCACUCAUCGCAGACUUUUUCUGCACAGAGACUGCACCCCUCGCGGCCGAGCUAGCCAUUCCCAAAUACGUCUACGUCCCCUCCACCGCCUGGUUCACCGCCCUCACCCUCCACUGCCCGGUUCUGGACCGAGAGAUCAAGGGUCAGUACGUCGACCAGUCGGAGCUCAUACAAAUCCCAGGCUGCAAACCGCUCAGACCGGCUGACGUGGUUGACCCGAUGCUUGACCGGGAUGCGCCGCAGUACGAUGAGUACCGUGCCAUGGGGGAGCGGUUUCUUCUGUUCGACGGGAUUCUGCUCAACACGUGGGAAGAUUUGGAAUCCUAUACCCUCAACGCCCUCAAAGAAAACGAGGCUUGGAGAUGGUCGAUUCCGGUCCACCCAAUCGGCCCUCUCACAAGACCGGUCGACCAAGUUGAAGAGGGCAGCAACAGCAGCAGCAGGAAGCUCAUGUGUUGGUUAGACCGUCAACCGGAAGAGUCGGUUGUGUUGGUGUCGUUCGGGAGCGGGGGUACUCUGUCUGAGGAUCAGACGCGUGAGCUGGCUCGAGGGCUGGAGCUGAGCGGGCAGAGGUUCGUGUGGGUUGUGCGGCCGCCGAGCGGGGGAUCUGCGGACGGCGCCUUCUUCGACAGUAGUACCGGGCACUGCUCUGUGCAGAUGUUUGAUUUUCUGCCGGAGGGGUUUCAAGAGAGAGUGGGGGACAGGGGGUUUCUGGUGGCAGGGUGGGUCCCGCAGGCGGCUGUCUUGGAGCACAGGGCGGUGGGAGGGUUUGUGUCGCACUGCGGGUGGAACUCGACGCUGGAGAGCGUAACGAGAGGAGUGCCGAUGGUGGCGUGGCCGCUGUAUUCGGAGCAGCGGAUGAAUGCGGCGUUGCUGGCGGAGGAGGCAGGGUUGGCACUGCGGGUGUCGUUGGGAGUGGUGGGCGGGGAGGAGGUGGAGGGGCUCGUGAGGGGGCUGAUGGGAGAGGGUCAAGUUGUUGUGAGGGAGAAGGUCAGGCGUUUGAGAAGGAGUGCGAUGGAGGCCUUGAAGGAGGGUGGGACAUCGCACAAGGCCAUGUGCGAUUUGCUGCACACAAUCAAUUUGAGAAAAGCAACACAUUCAUGA
Striga asiatica is the source of this 1434-nucleotide messenger RNA. The record is from the annotation of a GenBank genome assembly. Lineage: Eukaryota; Viridiplantae; Streptophyta; Magnoliopsida; Lamiales; Orobanchaceae.